This is a messenger RNA of Stegostoma tigrinum, 3119 nucleotides long. RefSeq names its product solute carrier family 35 member F5-like. Gene Ontology annotation, cellular component: membrane. NCBI's taxonomy places the organism in Eukaryota, Metazoa, Chordata, Chondrichthyes, Orectolobiformes, Stegostomatidae. The record is from RefSeq and is a predicted model, not a curated record. The transcript is spliced from 17 exons. Gene Ontology annotation, biological process: regulation of peptide transport. Bases 220 to 1692 code for a protein of 490 amino acids.
CGAUGUUUUGCGGUCAUCUGACCAGGAACUAUGACGGGGGGUUUGUUUACAACAUUUCGCUUCUUAGGUUAUCCCCUUUGAUGUGUGAUAUUCUCAUUUACGUCUCUGCGUAACAUGCAAGUAAAGUUUGACAUGGAAAAGAAAAGUGACUGAAGGAAUAAGAUAAAUUCACUUGAACCUUUGAAGUUGGCUGUGUGAAAAAAGUACUUCAGAUUACAAAUGGUGUGGUUGUUUAUCAUGAAUCGAAUGAGCUCACAGGGCAGUUCGCCCCAGAGACGACGUAUGAUCCUUGGAAUUAUUGUUCUGUUGGCUGUUGAUAUUAUCUGGGUUGUAUCUUCUGAACUUACCUCGUAUAUGUUUAAAAAAUAUGAGAAACCAUUCUUUAGUACGUUUGCUAAAACAUCUAUGUUUGUACUUUACCUCAUUGGAUUCCUUGUUUGGAAGCCCUGGCGGGAACAGUGUACCAAUAGAAGACAUGGUGCAUUGUUUUCAGAUGCUGAAAACUACCUUGCAACUUGUACUACAGACACGAGUGUAAAUGAUUCUUUGAGUGAACCACUGUACAUCCCAGUAAAAUUUCAUGAUUCAGGCAAUGAAAAAAAUAGUAACGAUAAUAACACAGCUUUAAAAAAAACACGCGUUAGAUUCAGUAACAUAAUGGAGGUGCGGCAACUUCCUGCUCAUCAUGCGUUUGAAGCAAAACUCUCACGGAUGUCCUAUCCAGCAGCAAAGGACCAUGAAGCAGUGCUGAAAUCUGUUGGCAAAUUAACAGUAUCACAAGUAGCAAAAAUCAGCUUUUUCUUCUGCUUUGUGUGGUUCCUGGCAAACUUUUCCUAUCAGGAGGCGCUUUCGGAUACUCAGGUUGCUAUUGUUAACAUAUUGUCCUCAACUUCAGGUCUUUUCACUUUACUUCUGGCUGCAAUGUUUCCUAGCAACAGUGGAGACAGGUUUACAUUAUCCAAAUUAUUAGCAGUGAUUUUAAGUAUUGGUGGCGUUACGCUUGUAAGUCUCUCAAGUAAUGAUACAGAAGGAAAAGGCACAGUAGCAAGGUGGGACAUGUCGUCAACCAUCCUAGGAAAGUGGGUUGCAUCCCUAGGCUCAUUGUGGUCAUUGACAGGAGCUGUAUUGUACGCCAUCUAUAUAGUCAUGAUUAAAAGAAAAGUUGACCGCGAAGACAAAAUUGACAUACCCAUGUUUUUUGGGUUCGUGGGAUUAUUUAAUCUCCUCCUGCUGUGGCCUGGGUUUUUCUUACUUCAUUAUACGGGAUUUGAGGCUUUUGAAUUUCCAACCAAAACUGUUUGGAUGUACAUCCUUAUUAAUGGACUUAUAGGAACAGUGCUUUCUGAAUUUCUCUGGUUGUGGGGCUGUUUCCUUACAUCUUCACUGAUUGGAACGCUAGCGUUAAGCCUCACAAUACCUUUUUCCAUGAUAGCAGACAUUUAUAUGAGAAAGGUGGAGUUUUCAUGGUUAUUAUUUGCAGGAUCAGUUCCAGUCUUCCUCUCUUUCUUCAUUGCAACUCUUUUAUGUCACUAUAAUAACUGGGAUCCAGUAAUGGUCGGCCUUAGGCGGAUAUUUGCAUUUAUAUGCAGGAAGCAUCGCAUUCAGAGAACUCCAGACGACAGUGAGCAGUGUGAAAGCCUCAUUCCAAUGCAUGGUGUUUCGCAGGAGGAAGGAACUAGUUGUUGUUCUUGAAGCACAGACCGAAGAUAAAUCCACAGAGUAUUUUUUCACUCAGACAGUCUCCUGAAGUUCUGAUGAAUCCGUAUUCUUUCAGUGCCUGUUCAAAAGUUCCAUCCAGGAAAUUUCAAUUCUCUUAAGACACUGCAUACAUUUAGAAAUGCUACAUGUUGGGAACAUCUGUGGAUUACAAAAAAAAAUGCAGAAUUACUAGUAUCUCACUAGAGAUUGUUGUGGAAAACUCAGCUUUCAACACAACCUAUCUGCCUUACUGAAUGUAUCAAACUUUCAAUUCAACUUGAAAAUAGAACACUAUUCUGUGAAUGUGAGGAUAAAUUGUUUUUGGAUCAUAAUUCUAUCUGUAGAUUUUUGGAAAAUACUAGCGAACAUUGAUACUGAAGAGCUACAAAUCUAAAGUACAACAAAUGAAAUCAGUAAUGCUGUAUUGACUCACCUAUGGGGAAAAUAGAAAUGACUUUGAUAUAGAACCAAUCCAAUUUUAGUAUUGUGUGCACAUCCUAUUAAGCUAACCAAGAGGAAAUAUCAAAUUAAUGUUCACAGAAGCAAAGAGAAUUUACAACUUUGAAACACAGUUCAAAGGACAAUAUUACUAAGGUAUUUUGAAUUGCCUGGUUAAACAGUGGAUACACUGCAGAAUCCAUAUUUUCUGAAAAGACUGAUUCAGACUUCAGUAUUCUCAAUACUGUAUGUUUCAAAAUUAAUCUAUCUCUGAUCUCCACAAAUACGUCCAUUUAAUUUGAAUGAGAAUAAGUAAGAUUUUUUUCAUAUAUGUUGAAUUCCAUGAGUUGGUGGUUUUAAAACAUGAAUGGAAACCACAAUUUUAUUGUUUGUGAGAAGCUGCAGUUUCUGCAUUCUUGUACUAGUCAAAUAUAUUUCCGUAUGUGUUCAUAUUAUGGUGUUUCUACUAUUAUGUACACCAUUUGUCUUUGAUUCUCAGGAACUCAGUACAGUCAAGUAAGUAACCCUUUUUUUAAAUCGUAUCAUGUAAAUUUACUGAUGUGCUGAAGUUUUGUUUUUAAAUAAUGACCAGCUUUCACUCAUGGUUGAGUGUUGUACUUAAUGGUUCAAAGUUGAGGUUUUGUUGUUUCUUUUAAAAAGAACAAUCAGUGAUAUGCUGUAUUUCAAACAAGUGUUUCAGUGCUAAUUCAUAUACAAAGUAGAAUAGGUUUACAAAAAUAUGGUUUUAGUUCAUUGUGGGUAAAAUACUAUUUUGUUGAUCAAAAUUUUAGUGACUGCAAUCACCUAGCAGUUAGCAAAGAAUUAUGGAUUGGACUUAAUCCCCAGUCAUCAUUCAACCCAAAAAUACCUUGUAUAAUUCUUCUGGUAAGGUGUUUGCAUUUGUAUGUUGGUGAAACUAGUACAUUGUACGAGUUAGUUCAGUGCAAAUUCCAGUGAAAUAUAAAUAUUUGUUGUGAAAUGUU